UAAUUUAUGAGUCGUUGAUGAAAGGGAGACCACUCUGAUUUAGGCAUAGCAUCAUGGAACUCGAAAAAGCUAAUGCGUUGAAAGUGACAAACAAGACUGCAGCAAUUGAUAUUUUAUACAAUAUAGUGAAGAGAAAUGUUGAUACAAGUAAAGACACUGAGAUCAAGACCAAGGAGCAGGCGAUCCUGGAUUUAGGACAACUACUAGCAGAAACAGGACAGGCUGAAGAGCUUGCUGGUCUGAUAAAAUUCACUCGGCCAUUCCUGGCUCUGGUCAGCAAGGCUAAAGCAGCCAAACUAGUGAGGGGACUGGUGGACAUGUUUCUAGAUAUGGAGGCCACCACUGGAAAAGAGGUCCAGCUUUGUCAGGAAUGUAUAGACUGGGCCAAAGAUGAAAAGAGGACUUUCCUAAGACAGGCUUUAGAGGCAAGACUUGUUGCUCUGUAUCAUGGAACACAGCAGUUUACAGAAGCACUUCAGUUAGCUUCCUCGCUUUUGAGAGAAUUGAAGAAAUUAGACGACAAAGCUCUAUUGGUUGAAGUCCAGCUACUAGAGAGCAGAAUAUACCACUCUCUAUCCAACCUACCGAAAGCCAGGGCAGCCUUGACCUCCGGCAGAACAACAGCCAAUGGGAUUUAUUGCCCACCCAAAUUGCAGGCGGCUUUAGACAUGCAAUCAGGUAUACUACACGCUGCAGAUGAGAGGGAUUUCAAGACAGCAUACUCGUACUUUUAUGAAGCAUUUGAAGGCUACGAUUCUAUAGACAGUCCCAAGGCUCUGACGGGCCUGAAAUACAUGCUGAUGUGUAAAAUCAUGCUAAACACAUCUGACGAAGUGCAGACGAUUCUAAGUGGAAAACUAGCAUUGAAAUACCAAGGCCCUGAAGUAGAAGCCAUGAAAAGUAUAGCUCAAGCUAGUCACAAGAGAUCUCUAGCAGAGUUCCAAAAGACGUUAGUGCAAUACAAACCCCAGCUGGCGGACGACCCAAUCGUCAAUGCCCAUUUGAAGACAUUGUAUGACAAUUUAUUGGAACAGAAUCUCUGCCGAAUUAUUGAGCCGUUCUCUAGAGUUCAGGUCCAGCAUGUUGCCAAUUUGAUCAAACUUCAAAUCGACACUGUGGAAAAGAAACUGUCGCAGAUGAUAUUGGAUAAAAAAUUUCAUGGAAUACUGGACCAAGGUGCGGGUGUGCUGGUUGUUUUUGAUGAGACGCCUGUGGAUAAGACAUACGAGAAUUCUUUGGAAACAAUACAAAACAUGGGAAAAGUAGUGGACGCUCUAUAUCACAAAGCCAAGAAACUGACAUAGUGAAAACUGAAACUGACAUAGUGAAAACAGUGAAUCUGACAUAGUGAAAAUAGUUAACAUACCAGACAAAAAGGACUUAUUAGAAACAAGGUGUAUAUAGAAUGGGGGGGGGGGGGGGGGGGAUGUCAAACAAAAUUCACUUUGCUCCUGGCUGAAUAUUUCCAAAACUGAAAAUCAACUCAGAUGUUAACGUUAAAAACCAUGCUAUUCUACAGACUUGAAAGAGGGACAUGUUGCAUUUUUAUAAACUUGAUGAUGUUGUGAGUGGUAUGAAUAAAUUGUCAUUCUUUAUA
This is a messenger RNA of Ostrea edulis (European flat oyster), 1597 nucleotides long. RefSeq names its product 26S proteasome non-ATPase regulatory subunit 11A-like. The record is from RefSeq and is a predicted model, not a curated record. The coding region runs from base 54 to 1304 and encodes 416 amino acids. NCBI's taxonomy places the organism in Eukaryota, Metazoa, Mollusca, Bivalvia, Ostreida, Ostreidae. Gene Ontology annotation, cellular component: proteasome regulatory particle, lid subcomplex. The transcript is spliced from 13 exons. Gene Ontology annotation, molecular function: structural molecule activity. Gene Ontology annotation, biological process: ubiquitin-dependent protein catabolic process.